This is a messenger RNA of Anopheles coluzzii, 6316 nucleotides long. Its product is annotated as suppressor APC domain-containing protein 2. Lineage: Eukaryota; Metazoa; Arthropoda; Insecta; Diptera; Culicidae. The record is from RefSeq and is a predicted model, not a curated record. The transcript has 2 exons. The coding region runs from base 3932 to 6001 and encodes 689 amino acids.
GUUUUGAUGAACUAUUAACGCUAAUUUUCAACUAACUAGGCAGUUUAAUUAUCGAUUGUUUAUGUUUUUGAGCAAAUGAUAAUUAGGUGAAUUGAGGUAAAUAUGUAAGUUGUCCGAUAUACUUUAUAUGACGUGCCAUACACCUAAACAAACCCCAUUGCCAACAUCCAUCCAAAUGUAGCCGAACAUUAAAAAAAGCUCAUUGACUCUUUCGAAAAGCACCCUAUCUCCGCAUCAGGCCCCCCGACGACAUACACGAUCGCUGUGAAAUGAUACACUUGUUUCAAAAACUCAUUUAGUUAGUGCAUUACCCGUGGAGAAGAAGAAAAAAAAACGCGAAGAAAAAUCCCAUCCAACCGGAACAUGUCCACCCAAUCCACCCGACCGCAAUUCAUCGCAAAUCGGAACACCGGUACGGAAUUAACCUUGGCGAAUAAUGCUCCCUCGCUCCGUUGUGGCCGGAAUUGCACACGGGUGCCGAAUAAAUCAUUCAACUACCCCGGCUCCCGGCCUGUUGAAACGACUUCCGCGUACAGUCUCGGUUCCGCCCGCCCCGAAGACCCCUGGGAGUACGGAAAAAAGGGUGGUGCAUUCGUACCGGUAUGUCCGAUGACACACUUUUCGCAGGCAAACAAUGGCAAUUUGACGCUUUUAAUUUUAUUCGCUUUCAUUUUCCACCAUCACAGACACAGACACAUUGAUCGUGAGAAGACUUCACCCGGCUUUGGUGCGGAAAAUAGAAUCGAGUUCGCGUUCUGCGAAAAGAUCGCGUCGAACCAACAGCACCGUUACGCUUCACGUGACCAGCCAGCGACCAUAUAGUCGACCAACCGGAAGCGCGUUGAUUGUCAGCGUGCGUGGGCGCGAGGUGGCGAUCGUGGCGACAUUUGGACAUGCGAGUGGGCUUUUGUUAUAUGGUCAAUCGGUGUAACAGGUUGAUUUCGCCACGGCAUGAUGGGAAGAGCGCCGGAGGUGAUAUGCGGGCAGUCAGCAUGACGUCUUUGUUUCAUCGAACGAACCCCACGAUUUAGGCAUUGUUAUGCGAAACAAAAGCCAACGGAGAGGUUUGUGAGAUGCACAGGUUCUCAAGCCUUAUGUGGAAUACCUGUUUGGAUUUUUGUAGAUCAUGCUCCAGUCCAUUUCAGAUGUUGAUCAAUUUUCCUCAAACGAUGUUUUAGAGUAUUGCCCAUCGUUCGGGACAUCAUCUCAUGCAAAAUCUCAAAGUGCACGCGCCAUGCCUUGAAGACCUUCGCAGUUUACGUUACGCGUUCGGGUUGUUUUCGUUUCGUCUGCUCUUCUCGACAUGCCAGGGCACCAUCCACCAGCCAGGGAGAGUCGCAAAUCGUCGCAAGAAAACCAGUUUUGGAGUUGCGCCAACAUCUUUCGCCAACCGGAGCGCUAGAUGUUGCUGUUAUGUGCUGUGUUAUACGGAGCCUGGACAACAGCAAGAAGGAGUCUCAGACGAAAUGCUGAGACACGUUUGUAAAGCUUCUACGUUCUGCAUUGCAAUUAGGGUUUGGAUUAAAGCGAGAGAGAGAGAGAGAAAGAAAAAGAGAAGAAUCAAAUCAAUUCAGCGUUUGCAAAUCCAUAACACCCCCCAAGCGUUGUGAUCUUCACUGUACAGCGGCACCAUUUGUGUCACUCUCUUAUGACCACCAGAUGCCAUCUCAUUCUCCUACUUGACUCAACCUCGCUGCAAAGUAAACAAUCGUUUAUCGCAAUUUCCGAUCAUAAUUCACACCGUUUCGUCAACAAAAAGCUCAUUUCCCUCCCCGUUUCUGGUGCACUGUAAACUGACUCUACACGCAUACGAAAGGGGGCAAGAGCAUACAAAGGCAUGAGCAUAACUACGGGGCGGCAAAAGGGAAAACAAUUGCAACCUAAAAACAGCUUACCCUCUCCUCCUCUCCUGCUGUUCUUGCGUAAUCCUUUGAAGAGUAAGUGGAGAUCGAGAUUGGAGGGGUUUUUUUAUGCUCAGUAUGAGAAAUAUGGUGGCGUCUCACCCUUUACAGUGGCUGCCUGUUAACUGUAUAUUUUAUGACGUUUUGUCUCCUCGAAGUAGGGGGAGUGGUGGACUGAGAUAGGCAAAGAGAGCCUAGCGGGAUUUAAAAUGCAAAACAAAAAGCAGCGAUUUCAGCACGUUCACCCCCAACCUAUCAUAUCUCUCGCUCUCAGCUCUGUGAAGGAACGGGUCGCAUUUAGUGCCGGACACGAGCAAGGCAGUGCGGUUAUAUGCUGAACCACCUCGAGCAGGCGCUCGGUCGGACAGUUUUAUGGCCUCACGUGCGCCUGUGUGUGUGUGUGUGUGUGUGGAAGCGUUGUUGGGGACGUUGGGGGAGGGUUAGUGGUCAAGAAAAGGACAAAAAAACAAAUGCUAGUUCAACAGUGGUGGACGAGAUAUGGCAACUAGAAAAAAAAACAAGCGUGUCAUACCAUAAAUUCCAAUUCGUUGACUUUCCAAAUCACUUAGCGCCUAAAGUCAACCUCACAGGCCCCAUACAUCAUCCCCCAAAAGUGUCUUCUUCCGGCUUAGUAUGCCCCCUCAUCGCUUCGUUGUUGUCCAUCGCCUUCUCUCUUCCUCUCGCUUUCUAUUUCUCUCUCUCUCUCUCUCUCUCUCUCUCUCUCUCUCUCUCUCUCUCUCUCUCUCUCUCUCUGAGAUCACUUAAGAUCCUUGAUCGACCUUCCUCGGCUUUAAAAUAGGCCCUUCUUUUUCGGCCUCUCUCUAUUUCUAUUUCUCUCUCUCCUUCUCUCCCUCAGUGCUGAAAUUCGUAUGCACCAAUUCCGUCCCUUACUGUGCAGUGUGUGUGUUUGUAUGUGUGUGUGUGUCUGUAUGUAGGGAAUGCACACCCCUAAAUGCCAAUGUUUUUUGCUCUCCUUCUUUCUCUCUUUCUCUCUCUUUCUCAAAUUUGUCCCAUUUCAACGACCUCCUUCCUCCGUCAACCCGUCGCGUUUCUCGCUCCAUCCGUGUGUGACAAAACCAUCCAACGACCCCUUCAAAGGCAGAGGCAGAGGGAGACAGGCGGCAGCUGAUUUGUGUGUGUGUUCGGAAUCAGGUUCUGCCCCUUCACCUCCCCGUUAAAGCGAGGGUGGAAGGGAUGCAAACGCAAAGGGAAGGGAAAAAUACACACACAAAAGAGAGAGAGAGAGAGAGAAAGGGAGAGAACACAACAAAGCAGAAAGUUCAAACGCGUAAAGGCGCGCUGCGGCAUUCUCUCGCGUGACUUCACGGGCGACGGAUGCUGUCCGCGUGCUGCGCGCUGAUCGUUGUUGUACGGGGGUUCGUCGCUUGCUGUGAUCGGGUCGGACGGGUGAAGCUUUCGCAUAGAGAGAGAAGGGAUCCGUUGGUAUCGGGUGUUGGUCGUUUCAAACCUUGAAAGUGGCAAGCAUUAGUUAAGAGUGGUCUUGAAGUGAUCUGCAUACGUUUGUUGGUCUGGUGAAGUGAUUAACGAUCUUGUGUGAUCGUGCAGCAGUGUUAAACGUCUGCCGUUAAACAGUGGUGUUAAUAAUAUCUCGUGUGAUAGAACCAGAAAAGCAAGUAGAAAGCAACUCUUCUGUAGGGUGAUACCUGUGUCUUGCCAAUCGUACCUGUCGUUUAUGUCUGUGCGCGAACGCGCCAAGAAGGAUACGAAAAGUGAAAGAAUCGUGCAGCCUGAGGCGCUAUUAUACGCUCACAAACACAGAGAGAGAUAGAGAGAGAGCACUUGUGACGCUUUGUACAUGUGUGUGUGUGUGAAGUGUGUUAAAAGCAAAACAACAAUCAAGUGUGCCGUUUCCGAAAAGGAUCCGAAAGGAAAGCAAGAAAACCGGACGGGCGGACGCGAGCGCCUUAAAACGUGUUUGCGCGCGCCACCUGGAUGGGGCAGUUUCUCUUGCGUUACUGGAUGACUGGUCUUGUGUGUGUGUGUGUGCAUUUGGUUCGGCGAAGUGAGCGAUGGACCCACUGCCCAACCGCAACCGAAAGAACAUACUGUCGCUGAGCGUGCAACGGACGGCGACCGCGGCAACGACGGCGUCAGACAUGACGUCAGCAAUGGGGACACACCUGCACCGUCAGCAGCAACCCCAGCAGCCCCAGUACCACAAUCGACACACGGCCCUCCCGGGACAACCGGGCGUCGUGCUGCCUGGGGCAUCGUCCAGCCCACUGCUGGUGCAUUCCAGCUCGGCGUCUGCCAUACCGGACAGUCGCUCGUACAAUCCCCAACUACCACCACCACCACCACCACAUCAUCACCAUCAUCACCUUCACCUUCAACAACAACAGCGGCAGCAACAGCAGCAGCAGCAGCAUGAGGAAGGCGGUUUGCCGAAAGCGUUCGUCGCCGCCAUGCGCACCCUGUUCGACAUUAUGGACGAUCGGAAGACGGGCUGCGUGCGGCUGGCCGACAUCGAGGAGCGGUGGCAGGACGACGGCUCGAAAGGGCUGCCACGUGGUGUCAUCGAAAGUUUGCGCAAGGUAACGCCCCCGAACGGGUUGCUUUCGUUCGAGCGCUUCUGCAGCGGCCUCAAGAUCUGCCUGUUGCGCAACCAAUCGAGUCCACUAUCCAGCUCACCGCUGGGACUCGUCUCGCCCCACUCGACCUCAUCCUCACCGCUCGCAAGCCGCGAUGAGCCGCCGCUGAAAGCGUCCAUGGCAAAGCUGUCCCUCUCGCGACCACCUUCCGCACCGCUGCUCGAUCUCGAUGGUGGUGGUGGUAGUGGUGGCAGUGCCGCUAAGUUACCCACCCUGGCACCCGUUUCCGCCUGGCACGCGACCGGUCCAACGACCAACACGGCCACCGUACGCCCGAACAACGCAAUGCCGGCGCAGAAAACGCUCAGCAUGCCGCAGCUACUCAGCCCGGACGGUGAGUUGGAGCUGGAACGGCCGCCGAUCAUACUGCCGGGCGCAUUCGGACCACCGAAACCACCGCGCGUCUCGCUAAAUCUGGAGCGCAAUGCGCAACAGCAUGCGCAGCAGCACCAGCAACUUCCGCUACACAAUCCAAUGAUUGGUGGAGGGGGUGGUGGCGGUGGUUCCAGCAUUGAUAAGGCAGAGAUCCGCAACGCGCUCCAGAACUGGCAAAUGUCACUGCUGCUUGGGGAAGCGGGCGGAGAUAAGGGCGAUUCGGGCAAGGGGACACUGCGCCCGCUAGCACGCGGUUCCGCCGACGGACAGACGGACCUGUCCACCUCCUCGCCCUCCCUACAGUCCAUCAAUCAGCUCGACGGCGCUCGGCUCAGUUCCGGCGGUCUGUACCAGAAGAAAUCGCCCGGCGCGGCCGGACGGCGCCGGGAGCCGCGACGCCACACGCUCCAGAAUGGCGUCGACUACAACAUGCUGAAGCGACUGAAGCAGAUCGAGCAGGAAAAGGACAUCCUGCUGCAGGGGCUGACGGCGGUCGAGCGGGCCAGGGAGUGGUACCACAAGCAGCUGGCGGCGGUGCAGGAAAAGAUGCGAUACCUGGGCCGUCCCGGAUCACACAUGGAAACGUGGACCGAAACGCAACAGGAACGGCUCGAUCUGCAGCGGGCCAGGGUGCUCGAGGUGAACCGCCAUCUAAUGAUGCUGGCCGAAAGCUGGGAACGGGGCGGAUUCCCCAUGCACAUGAACCUUGCCCUACGGCCACUGCCCGGCGGGUUCGCGGGUGCUCCGGGCCACUAUCAGCAGCAACGGUCGCUGCAUCGUCCGGCACAGCCGAACGCUAGCAUUCCACCGGCGGUACCACCACCACCAACAACAGCGUCUGCAGGAGCGACAUCUUCAGCGGGAAAUUACCAACCGACAUCCAGUUCCCAGUCGCAUCAUCUCCAACACCAGCAGCAGUCCCAACAGUCGCCGGAAAUGGUAAACCAUCUGAAGCAGCAGAACCAUCAGCUUUGCGAGGAGAUUAACCAGAAGAACGAGAAGCUGUCCCUGCUCGAGCGGGAAAAGGCGGCACUGAUCCGGGAGCUGCUGCAGCUGCAGCGGACCAACCGGGCCAGCAGCAUGAUAUCGAACACGGAGGAGCUGGUGUUCUGAGACACUUGCCGAGGGUGCUCGCAGUGCCAUUUUGCAAAAAGAGAUUUCUUCCCCCGUUCUACCACCCCGAAACAAUACGCUAGUCAUCACGUGUUGUCGAGCUGUGCGCCGUAGAGAUUCGUCUGUUUGGCGGGCGGGCUUUGUUUUAGCGAUGUUAGGGCCGAUCUUAAAGGAUGCAACACAGCCACGUACCAGGUGCUUCUUUCAUAUCGUCAGUGUUUGUUAAAAUAAAAGAACCGGACGCUCGCGCGAGGAUUGUGUGUGGAUGGUUGGUUUAUAAAACGAAAUAAAGUAAUUGAUUAUUUUAACUACAAA